AUGAUGAUGUCAGCCGGGUGCAGGUUCAAGGAGGCAUUGGACGCGGAACAACCCUUACAGAUUGCGGGUACUAUCAAUGCCGUAUCUGCGCUGAUGGCAAAACAAGCUGGAUUUCGCGCGAUUUAUCUUUCUGGUUCGGGCGUGGCUGCCGCCUCUUAUGGUUUGCCCGAUUUGGGGAUUACAACGCUGGAUAAUGUAGUCGAAGAUGCCCGGCGGAUUACAGAUUUGGUGGAUUUGCCGCUGCUGGUUGACAUCGAUACCGGGUUUGGGGGUACCUCUUUUUCUAUUGGUCGCGCGGUAAAGACGCUGGAAAAAAUUGGCGUUGCCGCUGUUCAUAUUGAAGACCAGGUAUUGCAAAAACGCUGUGGACAUCGUCCCGGAAAGCGGGUGGUGCCUGCCGAGGAGAUGUGCGACCGAAUUAAGGCAGCGGUUGAUGCGCGGUCAGACAGCGGGUUUGUGAUUAUGGCGCGAACUGAUUCGGUGGCUAAUGAAGGUUUGGCGUGUGGUAUCAAUCGCGCUAAGAAAUACAUUGCUGUCGGUGCCGAUGCGAUUUUUGCAGAGAGCUUGUGUUCACUGGAGGAUUUCCAGGCCUUUGCCCGUAGUCUCUCUGUACCUGUGCUGGCCAAUCUCACCGAGUUUGGGCAAACGCCUCUGUUUGGUCUGGACGAGAUGAGAGCGCAUUGCAUUGAAAUCGCAGUUGCGGGCGCACCGGCAAUUCGUGCAGAUCUAGGUCGUGCUGUUGAGGGUUUUGGGUCUUCAGCGGCCUCAGACGCGCAUCCAUGGAUGAUGUUUGCGACUCGGUGUAUCGCGCUUGCAUAUGCCGAGCCAGAGCGGGAUUUGGCGGAUACUGUAGCGGUGCGGCUUUUGGGUGCCUUGCCCUCUAUGCUGGGGGUCUGGCAUCUGGGUGCUGAUGUUUUGGAUGUGGAUGUGGAUGAGCACGCGACUUAUAUCUUGCAUAUGCUCAAAGAACAGACGCCUUCUGAGUUGGAAUGUCGAAUGAUGGAUGCAUCAUUGAUUUUGUAUGCCGAGCACGAGUUUAAUGCCUCGACAUUCACGGCGAGAGUCUGCGCCUCUACGCUUGCCGAUUUUUAUGGAUGUAUUACCGGGGCGAUUGGCACUUUGAGCGGGCCUUUGCACGGGGGCGCAAACGAGCGGGCAAUGGAGUUGAUUGAGCAGUUCAAGACCCCCGAAGACGCGGCAAUGGGUGUGCGAGAGAUGCUGGCGCGCAAAGAAUUGAUUAUGGGGUUUGGGCAUGGGGUCUAUCGCGUGCGGGAUCCGCGCAAUGCGAUUAUUAAAAAUUGGGCGCGCCAGGUGAGUGAAGCAAUGGGCGAUAUGGGUCUGUACGAGAUUUCUGAAGCGAUUGAGCAGGUUAUGUGGGAAGAAAAAAAGUUGUUUCCAAAUCUGGAUUUUUAUUCGGCAACUGCGUAUCACAUGGCUGGCAUUGAGACGGCACUUUUCACACCUAUAUUUGUGCUUAGUCGUUGCAGCGGUUGGGCCGCUCAUGUGAUGGAACAGCGGGGGGAUAAUAAGCUGAUUCGGCCUCUGGCGGAAUACACGGGGGUAGAGGCGCGAGAUUAUGUGCCGAUGAAAGAAAGGGGCUGA
This is a messenger RNA of Geodia barretti, 1602 nucleotides long. Lineage: Eukaryota; Metazoa; Porifera; Demospongiae; Tetractinellida; Geodiidae. The record is from the annotation of a GenBank genome assembly.